Odocoileus virginianus texanus is the source of this 1366-nucleotide messenger RNA. The record is from RefSeq and is a predicted model, not a curated record. NCBI's taxonomy places the organism in Eukaryota, Metazoa, Chordata, Mammalia, Artiodactyla, Cervidae.
AUGGCGGCGCCCAGCUUCCCCACGCCGCUGUACGGGCAUGUGGGCCGCGGCGCCUUCAGCGACGUGUACGAGCCCGCGGAGGACACUUUUCUGCUGCUGGACGCACUCGAAGCGGCGGCGGGCGAACUCACGGGAGUGGAAAUAUGCCUCGAGGUUGGCUCAGGGUCUGGAGUGGUGUCUGCAUUCCUAGCCUCUGUGAUCGGUCCUCAAGCUUUGUAUAUGUGCACCGAUGUCAACCCUGAGGCAGCAGCGUGUACCCUGGAGACGGCACGGUGUAACAAAGUCCACAUUCAACCAAUAAUUACAGAUUUGGUCAAAGGCUUGCUACCAAGAUUGAAGGAAAAGGUCGAUCUCCUUGUAUUUAAUCCUCCUUAUGUAGUGACUCCACCUGAAGAGUCUCAGGUUUGCUCCUUUCACAAGUAUUUGGAAGUGGGGGAGGAGGAGAACCAAUUCUCACUUCAGGUCGGGAGUCACGGGAUACAGGCGGCUUGGGCUGGUGGGAGAAGCGGUCGUGAAGUCAUCGACAGAUUCUUACCACUGGCUCCAGAUCUCCUCUCACCAAGAGGAUUGUUCUAUUUAGUCACCACUAAAGAAAACAAUCCAGAAGAAAUUUUGAAUAUAAUGAAGACCAAAGGUCUACAAGGGACCACUGCGCUUUCCAGGCGAGCAGGCCAGGAAAUCCUGUCGGUCCUGAAGUUCAGCAGGCCCUGAUCUGCGCUGUGUGCUACGUAAAGCAGGAUGCUUCUGGCAUAUGUGAAACUGAAAGUUUUUUCUUUGUUAACAAGUAAAAUUGCCAGAAAUUUGUUACGUAGACAAAGGCAGGCAAGUGGGGCAUUUCCUUUUACCCAGCAGUCAGGCCUACAGGAAUAUUUGCACAAAUGCAAGUAAAUAUAUAUAUAUAUAUUGAAUUUCACAUAUGUAUUAUAUGUAGAGAAUAUAUAACGAAGAAUUAUACUUAAUUAUAUGUGAAGAGGAUGUUCACUUCAGUGUUACUCAUAAUGGCAGAACAAUGAAGUUAAAUGUCCAUCAGCAAACGGAUUGGUAAAAUAGAGCACAGUAUUUUCAUAUUACUAAACAUCUCCAGCCAUUAAACAUGAGUCACGUCUGUAUACACUCAACCAGAAGGGUUCGUUAUAGGCUACUGAUCAGUGAAAAAAAGCAAGUUGUAAAAUAGUGUUAACCUAUGUGUAUAUUUUUUAAAAACUAAUAACCAAGAAGGUUUGUGUUUUAUGUGUAUAUGAGAAAUUCUCCAAAGGCACAGGUGGGAAUAGAGGAACCUUCAUUCUUUUGUGCUGGCGUUUGUACAGUGAUAAUCUGUUCUAUAAUGAAACAGCUUUUUAUAUAAAAGUUUUUCAAGUUCACCUUC